Molecule: messenger RNA, 1516 nt
Organism: Mycena citricolor
Lineage: Eukaryota; Fungi; Basidiomycota; Agaricomycetes; Agaricales; Mycenaceae
Source: the annotation of a GenBank genome assembly
GCCACUCUAAGUUUUUCCUCAUGAACCCUCCUACACCGCCGCUAUACGAGACAAGGACAUCGGUGAUAAAGUCUGGAGCCACCUUGCUUCUCCGACUACCGAAUGGCGAGGCCAAGGCUAUCAAGGUGGAGCAGAAUGCGACCGUUUCACUUGGCAAAGUCGGCGCGUUUCCCGCCAAUGAGCUCAUCGGACAACCGUUUGGGCGAACAUACGACAUCAUCGACAAAAAAUUGAAGGUCUUGCCUCCUCGUGUGAUGGCUGAUAUUGAGGAUACAGACGCCACCAACGAAUACAUAAAUGACGGGCAAUCUGUCCAGCCUCUUACCCUGGCAGAGAUCCAGACACUGAAACAAUCUGGUACUCACGCUUCGGAAAUCAUCAGGCUUCAAAUCGAACAGCAUGCAAACUACUCUCUGAAAACGGAGUACAGCAAGGAGAAGUAUAAGAAGAGAAAGGAAGCAAAAUAUGGCAAAGUCUUCACCUGCAUCGAACCAACGCUCUUCAACGUCUGCGAGUAUUGGUUCCGAAAAGACCCUGCGCGCGUACGCGACAUACGAAUCGACGCUCUGUCACAAAUCCUUCACAUGGCAAACAUACGACCAGGGGGAAGGUAUCUGGCAGUAGAUGACGCCUCGGGUCUCCUUGUUGCUGGUAUACUGGAGCGAAUGGGCGGCCAAGGACGUCUGAUCACGCUCUGCAACAACGAUUCUCCACCGGCUUACCCUGCUGUUGUGAACAUGAACUUCAACGAAGAGACUGUCGCCCCGGUCCUUGCCUCGAUAAACUGGGCCCUGACGGAGCAGGAACAUGUACCCGUCGUCGCGCCGGUUGAACUUCCUUCUGAGCAAAUCAAGUCAGACAGGCAACGCACGCGGAUGGACAGGCGGAAAGCUGCCCAAGAUCUCAUCAACAGCAUUCGAGAGGAAUUGUAUGCGGGGGAAUUCGAAAGGCGAGUGCAGUGUGGUGCAUGUGUGGCAUCUCGGUCUAACAGCAUCAAUAGUCUCAUUGUCGCGAGCGACUACGAACCUCACUCUAUCUUGGAACGCCUCGUUCCACAUUUGGCUGGCUCUGCGUCCAUAGUGGUUCAAAGUCCCUACGGGCAGGUAUUAUCUGACCUGCACGGCAAAAUCCGAGGCACACCAGGGUAUCUCUGUCCUUCGGUAUCAGAAGUAUGGAUGCGAAGAUAUCAGGUGCUCCCCGGGCGGACACAUCCAACAAUGAACACGUCUGGGACCGGGGGAUUCAUAUUCCAUGCCAUCAAAGUCUUCGACGACGGAACUGCGAAUGCCGUGACCGCAAAGAAAACCUCCAAGCCCAUGACAAACAAGCCGACGACGGUCAAAUCGGAAGCUGACGUUCUCGAGAUGGAGGAGGACGAGACAUCCGCCGAAUCGAAGGUUAAGAUAGAGCCGCAAGCCCAUGCUUUAGACGUCUCGAUGGCCGAUGCAGAGAUACAUAAUUGAUAGGGUGUGUCAUUACAAUACGCGCGUGAUUUCAUGAAAGAUUCGGGGAGACA